AUGGAAGCUAUGUGGAAGAUUGCAGUGAUUGGGACAGGAGGAGUGGGUGGCUACUUCGGCGGGCGUCUGGCACAGCUGCAGGAUGAGUGCCAGGUGCAUUUCGUGGUCCGUGGUGAGACGCUGCAGGUCCUCAAGCGUGACGGGCUCCGCGUGGACAGUCUCGUGGGAGAUUUCCACAUACCCCCGGACCGAUGCAACGCCACAGAUGACUUGGCUUCGGUGGGGCCGGUGGACCUUGUCAUCACGGCAGUGAAGCUACCGCUGCAAAACGGAGUCGAGGCCGCGGACAUCCUAGCCCGAGCAGUUGACAAGAAGCAUGUGGUAGGUGGAUUCUGCAAGAUCAUCAGCUACAUUGUCAAGCACGGUCACAUCCGCCACGACGCCGCCGACCCAACCGUCGCGUUUGGCGAAGUGUGGGCUUCGGAGACAGCUCCAGGCACGCUUAACAGCAUCAGUGACCGCAUCACGAAGCUCAAGGACCUAUUCGAGAAGGCCCAAGGUGUCAAGGUGGAACUCUUCGAUGACAUCCGCGUCGGCCUCUGGCACAAGUUCAUGCUCAUCUGCGCGGUGAGCGGCCUCGGAGCCAUCACCAGAGCGCCUCUUGGCGUCUUUCUCGGGGUGGAGGAAACGCGAGACCUGUUCAGGCAGGUCCUGUUCGAGGUGGCCAAGCUGGCCCAAGCCCAGGGCAUCGAGCUCACCGACGAGGCCGCCGAAAAGCUCUACACCUACUUCCUGGGACGCGCCGAAAGCGAGCGCAACGCCACGUCAUCAAUGCAGCGGGACAUCAUGCGCGGCCUGCCAUCUGAGCUCGAGUGGCAAGUGGGCGCGGUGGUGCGAAAGGCCAAGGCCUUGGGCGUGCCAGCGCCCGCGUGCUCGCUCAUCUACGCGGCGCUGCUGCCGCAGGAGCUGAAGGCCCGAGGCAAGCUGGCCUUCUCGAUCGAGUGA
Molecule: messenger RNA, 945 nt
Organism: Acanthamoeba castellanii str. Neff
Lineage: Eukaryota; Discosea; Longamoebia; Acanthamoebidae
Product: 2dehydropantoate 2-reductase
Exons: 7
Coding region: 1-945 (314 amino acids)
Cellular component (GO): cytoplasm
Molecular function (GO): oxidoreductase activity
Source: RefSeq, a predicted model, not a curated record